Pogona vitticeps (central bearded dragon) is the source of this 5128-nucleotide messenger RNA. RefSeq names its product tropomodulin-3. The record is from RefSeq and is a predicted model, not a curated record. Gene Ontology annotation, biological process: actin filament organization; muscle contraction; myofibril assembly. Gene Ontology annotation, molecular function: tropomyosin binding. NCBI's taxonomy places the organism in Eukaryota, Metazoa, Chordata, Lepidosauria, Squamata, Agamidae. Gene Ontology annotation, cellular component: cytoskeleton; striated muscle thin filament; myofibril.
AAAUGCAGUGCAACUGAGAAACAACUGGCAGACACCCCUCCUUGACUCCAAGAAAAGGUUGCCUUCUUUGAACCCUGACGGUGGAAGCUCCUUAUUUGUGGGUGCAAAUGCCACAGAUAUUGGUGUCAGAAAACGACGCUGGAACUGCUCACAUGGACCAACCCUGCUUGGUAUCCUUGCUUCCCUGCAGUGAGCUCAAGGCGUAAAAUGUGGACUGCAUCCUCACAACAAUCCCAUGUGGUCAGAAUGAGAGCCUGACGAGUUGAAACUCAGCUGGCUGAAUGGAGAUUUGAACUCAGGUCUUUGCAUCCCUAUCCAAUGCAUCAACUGUUAUGCUGGGCACACUCAAAGCCUUUCUAAUUAGGCUUGUGGGACCAAAGACAGCACAACCCUUCUGGCCUUGAUUCACCCACAUCUAAGAAGAUGGAGAUGUUUAGUGGUUGAAGGACAAGGCAGAGCUGCAGAAACAGGAAGGAGGAGUUGGGGAGGAGGAAGCUGGAGAGGCUCAGUUAAAACUGAAAGUGAAGUCACUGGUCUCUAACUGCACGUUCUGACUUUUGCCUGCUGGGAUGAUGGCACUCCCUUUCCUAAAAGACCUGGACAAAUACAAGGAUCUUGAUGAAGACGAAAUCUUGGGGAAGUUAACGGAAGAAGAGUUGAAGCAACUGGAGACGGUGCUGGAUGACCUGGAUCCAGAGAACGCCUUGCUGCCAGCAGGAUUCCGGCAGAAGGACCAGACUGCCAAAAAGCCCUCUGGGCCUUUCGAUCGGGAGAAGCUCCUUUCCUUUUUGGAGAAACAAGCCUUGUCACUGAAAGAUGUGGAAGACUAUGUCCCAUACACGGGGGAAAAGAAAGGGAAAGUGUUUGUACCCAAACAGAAGCCAGUGCAGACGUACGUGGAAGAAAAAGUGGCUCUGGAUCCUGAACUGGAGGAAGCCUUGACAAGCGCGACAGACAGUGAACUCUGCGACCUCGCAGCGAUCCUUGGAAUGCACAACUUGAUCAGCAGCUCUCAGCUCCGUGAUCUGGUGGGAAGCGGCAGCAACGGGGUCAGCAGCGAAGGUUUCUCCAACAUUGUCAGAGGGGAAAGGAUGGUGCCCGUCUUUGAUGAGCCUCCCAAUCCAACAGAUGUGGAAGAGACUUUGAAGAGAAUUAGGGAGAAUGAUCCUCGUCUUGUUGAAGUUAAUCUGAACAACAUAAAGAAUAUUCCUAUUCCAACAUUGAAAGAAUUUGCCAAGGCACUGGAAACAAACACCUACGUGAAGAGCUUCAGCCUUGCAGCUACUCGGAGCAAUGACCCCGUGGCUGCCGCUUUUGCAGAGAUGCUGAGGGCAAACAGAACACUGAGGAGCCUCAACUUCGAAUCCAACUUCAUCACAGGGGUGGGCGUGCUGGCCCUGAUCGAUGCCCUCAAAGAGAACGAGGCCCUGACCGAGAUCAAAAUUGAUAACCAGAGGCAGCAGUUGGGAACACCGGUCGAAAUGGAGAUUGCAAAGAUGCUCGAGGAAAACAGCAAGAUCCUUAAAUUUGGAUAUCACUUCACACAACAGGGACCACGAGCCAGAGCAGCUGCCGCAAUUACAAAAAAUAAUGAUUUAGUCUGGCGCAUAGGAGUAAAAAUGUCUGCAAAUGCCCUUUCAUCUCUUCAGCCCUGAAGCUUUCGAGUUCGCAAGAGGAGAGUCGAAGGAGACCCCCAGUAAGUCUUCCCCUGCCAGACGUGCCUGGUUUGGAGAAUUGGAAAACUCCUCCAAGUGCCUCUGCUUUGCUUGGGCGUCAAAGACCCUGAGAUUUCCUCUUACCUGGGUAGAAGGGAAAAGACUGGAAGCGUCAUUCCUUCCCCUGUUCUUGUUUGUUGGUCUGAUUGUCUGUCUCUCUGUCUUUGUAAAGUUAUGUGGAUCUACCCAAUAUCCAACCUAUGUAAGCCUGAGAACCUGGUCAUCCCAUGACAGCCCCGACUGCUGCUGAAAACCCCGUUUUACUUCCAGAUAGGGGGCAAGUGUUUUCCCAAAAGAUAACUGCUAGAUGGGUGGGAUACGUGGACUAGCAGCAGAGCACCCGGUGCUAGUGGCGAAAGAGCAAAUGCUUUAAACCAGUUCCUGUGAGUUUCCAAACAGAAGACCUGGAGGUCCUUCCUGGGGCAUCAAGGCUUUUGGACAUUUUGAAAACAGUCUGUUAAUGGGGGGCGGGAGGGGGCGGGGGGAGAAGCGAGCAGGGGGAAUCCUACAAAGGACAUGGAUAGCUUACUUUGUCCCUCUUGCUUGUGCUGGAAGACUGUGGCAUGACGUCUCUGCUACGGCUGGUGCUCCUUCCUGGCGCAAACCCUGUGGCUCAUCCCCACGAGGACAGGCCCACAGAAUCGACAGACAUGUCCACGAGCCAUUCAGCCGGUGCCCCUCAGUGGGUCAGCUCUGGGCAGCAAAAGCGGUCACCCCCUUGGCUCAUGGUCUUAAGAUGCUGUGACCAUUUUUGUUGUACUUUCUUUAUACAGAGGUUCCGCUUGAAACGCCUCUCGGUAAGGGAGGGCGAUUCCACUUUCAAGGGCUGCUUGUGCCAUCUCUUACGUAACGUUACCUCUUCAAGGGAGCCUAAGCUGACUAAAAAGAGGAGGCGGGAGGAGCGUGAAGGCUUUGCAGGGGAGAGGGUUCGGUUGCCUUUCCCCCCCACCCCCCUGAAUGUACAACCUGUGGCAUUUCUGCCCUUUGUCCUCUUGUGUCUGAACUGGAUAUAUUUAUGGCCAUUUUGAAUCUCCUGCCUAGCCUGGGGCCUUGUGGGAAAUGCAGCUGGCCCAGGCUGUGGGAAAAAAGGCAGCUUCUUCAUAUUUGCACAGUUCCCCAAAAUGACUCUGCAUUGCAUGUCGGAAAAUCGAAAAGGUGGCUCUCUUUCCCAAACACCCAAGCCCUUCUGCCAAGUCAGUUCUAAGCCAGCGGAAAUGCCACUGGGUCCUUCUAAGGAGAAAGGCAGGGCAACGAUAUUUUAAACAAAUGUAUUAAUUAAGAGGAGGCCUGUCAAGGGCCAUUUUACCUAUGGCCCUUGAGUGCUAGAGUGAGACCUUACUCUGCCAUACCCGUGGCUACAGGGGGGAGGAAAACGAAGCCUUCCCUGCUUGUGCUGCCCCCUCCCCGGCCAUUGGAUCCUUCCAGCACCUGUUCCUGAGGACAAGCCCCCGAAACCCCGGAGGUGAGUUUAGUUGCCACUGAAAUGAGGUGCUUGUUUGGGUCACCUUCAUCCCCCAGCUCUUGUCCUCUCUCAGGGUAUGCAGAGGACGGUAGAGAGAUGAGGGGCAAGGGGAAAAAAACAGCUUGGAAGAAUCCCAUGUUUUGAUCACAGCCCUCCAAGUGGUCCCCCAAACUGGCCUCAGCGUCUUAUUGCCAGACUGGCCGGAGGGUGGGAGUGUUAUUGAACUCUUGCCCCAAAAAGCAACUUAUAUAAACUUUGCAAGCAGGGGUGCAGUAUUGCACCCAUUCUGUCUGUGGGACAGGCUCCUCAGGUCAGCUGCAAUUUCAUUUAAGUUCAGAGCUCCGUCUUCUGGGGCCGGGGGGGGGGCUGCAAACCCACAGGGGGCUUCCUGUGUCCUGUGAGAAAAGGAAAAUCGGUGUGAGGAGUCUGGAGGCUGGGGUGGACCUGGGAUGGCACAAUUUGAACCUCUGGUGGACAGGAAGGUUUUCAUCUUCAACGGGGUCUCUCCCAUUCCCUGUGUGCCUCUCUAGAGAGGCAGCCGAGGCCUGGCCCCUCUCGCUAAAGGAACAAAGAAGGAGCUGUUUUUAGUGACGUUUCCCAUCCCUGCAACCACCCCCAAAUUCCCCUUAGAGCACGGGAAGGCCCCUCAGGAGCAGAUGGAGGGAUGCAAGAGGUAUUAUGAGAAACGGCCUUCUUCCUUGUUCCACAGGUAGACAUCUUCCCUUGACAGAGUACCUGCAAACCAACACAGGCUUCGGUUUUUAAAAUGUAUACACAUAGGCCAUGGGGCAGCAGUUGCACUUCUGUGUUCUUUGUGCAUCCGGGUCUCGUUUGGAAUUGCUCUGCGGGGGCCAAUGGCUCCUGGUGAGCCUCUUUGAACCCAUGGUGCUCUACGAGCUUAAAACCAAAGCAUGUGAAGCCAGGGGGAGGGAGCCUCUGCCUAGUGUGACUAGGGCAGGGUUUCCCCUCUCUUCAGGGUGGCUGCAGUUAGGCCUCCCCUGUGAGGAGGACUGAGCACAGCCAGGUGGGAAAUGGCUCUCCAUGCCUGCAGGGCCGAAUAGGUUUCCAAUGUUGCUGCUUUCCAAAGCAAUUGAUGGAAGUUCCUGCCCCCGCCCUCUGUCGUCAGGUGGGGAAUCUUCUUCAGCCACUGGGCAGGUUGUGUCUGUUUAAUCAGGUGAAAUUCCGGACUUGUUGGUGCUACAGCUUGCAGGAUGCAAAUUCCAGUCAAAGGUGAACAGAUUCAGGUGAAAAGCUCUUUUAUUCUCUAAACUCAGGUGAGAAAGCAUGUGCCCCUCCAGCUGCUCUUGAAUUGCAGCAACCACCCACCCAAAAUAGCUGAGGAUGAGGAUGACUGGAGGUGCAGUCCAGGCACAUCUGGAGAGCCACGCAUUCUUCAGCCCUGCUGUACAGCCGGGGAUGACCGUGCUGUAGGGGACAGUUUCCCCAGUCCUUGCCCGUCAGCCCUUCUGGCUGGGGUUUGCAAGUGUCCCAGCAUCGGAAGGACACCAGUCUGUUCUUGCCUGCUCAGGACGUAGCUAUCAGCCUCAGGCGACCUGGACACUGGACCAAACCUACAAUGAGCCAUCCUUGUGGGUUGGUGGCCAGUUUGCCAAAAUUCCAACGAUGCCAGGGCAAACGGUUUGAGUUUGUUAAAAUAUGCACUUAUCCCCAUAGUUAACCUCGUUCUGUCCUCGUGCUUUGUGGGCUGUCUUUAGAUUCCAUCCGUAAGACCUCAAUAGAACAUUUACACAUUAUACAACAAAUUAAUGUGCUCAUACUUACACUGUUUACAAAUAUUAUCUUCUCUUACUAUUUUUGAUAACAAAUAAUGCUGUGUGUGGGCUGCAAAUUGAGGGAGUCAGUUCUGGUCUGUUGAAGAAGCAGGAGUGGUAAUGUAUUGGCAUUCCAGCACUCUAUGCUGUCAUUAUUGUAAUAAAAUAUCCAAAAGGCA